GUUCGCGCUGCGGCGGGAGGUGGCGGCUGGGUGGGAGGUGUGUGCGCGUGUGCCGCGCCGUAGGGAGCGGCGGGUCGCGCCGCCGGCUGUCAGCUAGCUCCGCGCCGCCGCCCGAUGGCGCGAGGAGGCGCGCGGGCCCAGCCCCGGGGGGCCGGCCGCGGGUGAGCCCCUCGGCCUGCCGCCUGCUAGCAUGUCACCUCCAGCCGCCGCCGCCGCAGCCUCCGCCAGCCGCGCCCGCGCCCCCGCCUCCCGCAGCCGCAGCCGCUGCCUCGGGCAUUGGCCCCCAGACCCCCGCCUCUGAUCCACGCCCAGACCCUAGCGCCAGAGGGCCAUGGCCGGCCAGGGGGACUGCUGCGUCAAGGUGGCCGUCAGGAUCCGGCCCCAGCUGUCGAAGGAGAAGAUUGAGGGCUGUCACAUCUGUACCUCUGUUACCCCGGGAGAGCCCCAGGUCCUGCUGGGGAAGGACAAGGCCUUCACCUAUGACUUUGUCUUCGACCUGGACACCUGGCAAGAACAGAUCUAUUCCACCUGUGUGAGCAAGCUCAUCGAGGGCUGCUUCGAGGGCUAUAAUGCCACGGUGCUGGCCUAUGGGCAGACGGGGGCCGGCAAGACGUACACCAUGGGCACUGGCUUUGACAUGGCAACGUCGGAGGAGGAGCAGGGCAUCAUCCCGAGGGCCAUCGCACACCUCUUUGGGGGCAUUGCCGAGCGCAAGCGUCGGGCACAGGAGCAGGGCGUGGCUGGACCUGAGUUCAAAGUCAGCGCCCAGUUUCUGGAGCUCUACAAUGAGGAGAUCCUUGACCUGUUUGACAGCACCCGUGACCCUGACGCCCGCCACCGCAGGUCCAACAUCAAGAUCCACGAGGACACAAACGGUGGUAUAUACACCACUGGUGUCACUUCUCGCCUCAUCCACUCCCAGGAGGAGCUGAUCCAGUGCCUGAAGCAGGGGGCCCUGUCCCGCACCACAGCCAGCACCCAGAUGAAUGUGCAGAGCUCACGCUCGCACGCCAUCUUCACCAUCCACCUGUGCCAGAUGCGCAUGUGCACCCAGCCCGACCUGGUGAAUGAGGCAGUGACCGGGCUUCCUGAUGGUACACCUCCCUCGAGUGAGUAUGAGACACUCACCGCUAAGUUUCACUUUGUGGACCUGGCCGGCUCAGAGCGGCUGAAGCGGACAGGGGCUACUGGCGAGCGGGCCAAGGAGGGCAUCUCCAUCAACUGUGGCCUGCUGGCCUUGGGCAAUGUGAUCAGCGCCUUAGGGGACCAGAGCAAGAAGGUGGUGCACGUUCCCUACAGGGACUCCAAGCUCACUCGGCUCCUCCAGGAUUCGCUGGGGGGCAACAGCCAGACCAUCAUGAUCGCCUGUGUGAGCCCCUCAGACCGGGAUUUCAUGGAGACCCUCAACACACUCAAAUACGCCAAUCGGGCCCGCAACAUCAAGAACAAGGUGGUAGUGAACCAGGACAAGACCAGCCAGCAAAUCAGUGCACUGCGGGCUGAGAUUGCUCGGCUGCAGAUGGAGCUGAUGGAGUAUAAGGCGGGCAAGCGAGUGAUAGGAGAGGAUGGCGCCGAGGGCUAUAGUGAUCUGUUCCGGGAGAAUGCCAUGCUACAGAAGGAGAAUGGGGCCCUGCGGCUGCGGGUGAAAGCCAUGCAGGAGGCCAUCGACGCCAUCAACAACCGUGUCACCCAGCUCAUGAGCCAGGAGGCGAACCUGCUGCUAGCUAAGGCCGGCGAUGGCAAUGAGGCCAUUGGUGCGCUGAUCCAGAACUACAUCCGGGAGAUCGAGGAGCUACGGACUAAGCUCCUGGAGAGUGAAGCCAUGAAUGAGUCCCUGCGCCGCAGCCUCUCACGGGCCUCGGCUAGGAGCCCCUACUCCCUGGGUGCUUCUCCAGCCGCCCCGGCCUUCGGGGGCAGCCCGGCCAGCUCCAUGGAGGAUGCCUCGGAGGUGAUCCGCAGGGCCAAGCAGGACCUGGAGCGGCUAAAGAAGAAGGAGGUCAGGCAGCGGAGGAAGAGCCCCGAGAAGGAAGCCUUCAAAAAGAGGGCAAAACUCCAACAGGAGAACAGUGAGGAGACGGAUGAGAACGAGGCGGAGGAGGAGGAGGAAGAGCGAGACGAGAGUGGCUGUGAGGAGGAGGAAGGGCGCGAGGAUGAAGAUGAGGACUCGGGCAGUGAAGAGAGCCUGGUGGACUCAGACUCAGACCCCGAGGAGAAGGAGGUGAACUUCCAGGCGGACCUGGCCGACCUGACUUGUGAGAUCGAAAUCAAGCAGAAGCUGAUCGACGAGCUGGAGAACAGCCAGCGGCGGCUACAGACACUCAAGCACCAGUAUGAGGAAAAGCUGAUUCUGCUUCAGAACAAGAUCCGAGACACACAGCUGGAGCGCGACCGCGUGCUGCAGAACCUCAGCACCAUGGAGUGCUACACUGAGGAGAAGGCCAACAAGAUCAAGGCAGACUAUGAGAAGAGGCUGCGGGAGAUGAACCGGGACCUGCAGAAGCUGCAGGCUGCCCAGAAAGAGCACGCCCGGCUGCUCAAGAACCAGUCGCGCUACGAGAGGGAGCUGAAGAAGCUACAGGCCGAAGUGGCUGAGAUGAAGAAGGCCAAGGUGGCCCUGAUGAAGCAGAUGCGUGAGGAGCAGCAGCGGCGGCGGCUAGUGGAGACCAAGAGGAACCGGGAGAUCGCGCAGCUCAAGAAGGAACAGCGGCGACAGGAGUUUCAGAUCCGAGCUCUGGAGUCCCAGAAGCGGCAGCAGGAGAUGGUCCUGAGGAGGAAGACCCAGGAGGUUUCUGCACUGAGGCGCCUGGCCAAGCCCAUGUCUGAGCGGGUGGCAGGGCGUGCAGGACUAAAGCCACCCAUGCUGGAUUCUGGGGCUGAGGUGUCAGCCAGCACUACCUCAUCUGAGGCUGAAUCAGGGGCCCGCUCUGUCUCCAGCAUUGUGCGCCAGUGGAACCGCAAAAUCAACCACUUCUUGGGGGACCAUCCUCCGCCCACUGUCAAUGGCACCCGUCCUGCCCGAAAGAAGUUCCAGAAGAAAGGGGCCAGCCAGAGCUUCAGUAAGGCGGCAAGGCUCAAGUGGCAGUCCCUGGAGCGACGGAUCAUUGACAUCGUCAUGCAGAGAAUGACCAUUGUCAACCUGGAGGCUGACAUGGAGCGGCUCAUCAAGAAAAGGGAGGAGCUGUUCCUCCUGCAGGAGACACUGCGGAGGAAGCGGGAGCGGCUGCAGGCUGAGAGCCCCGAGGAAGAGAAGGGGCUGCAGGAGCUGGCCGAGGAGAUCGAGGUGCUGGCAGCCAACAUCGACUACAUCAAUGACAGCAUCACCGACUGCCAGGCCACCAUCGUGCAGCUGGAGGAGACCAAGGAGGAGCUGGACUCCACAGACACAUCCGUGGUCAUCAGCUCCUGCUCCCUGGCUGAAGCCCGCCUCCUGCUAGACAACUUCCUCAAGGCAUCCAUUGACAAGGGGCUGCAAGUGGCACAAAAGGAAGCCCAGAUCCGGCUGUUGGAGGGCCGACUGAGGCAGACAGAUAUGGCGGGCUCCUCCCAGAACCAUCUGCUCCUGGACGCCCUGCGUGAGAAGGCUGAGGCUCACCCCGAGCUGCAGGCCCUCAUCUACAAUGUGCAGCAGGAGAAUGGCUACGCCAGCACAGAUGAGGAGAUCUCAGAGUUCUCUGAGGGGAGCUUCUCCCAGUCAUUCACCAUGAAAGGCUCCACCAGCCAUGACGAUUUCAAGUUCAAGAGCGAGCCCAAACUGUCUGCCCAAAUGAAAGCUGUGUCGGCCGAGUGCCUGGGCCCCCCACUGGAUAGCUCCACCAAGAACAUCACCAAGUCCCUGGCCUCCCUCGUUGAGAUCAAAGAGGACGGAGUGGGCUUCUCUGUCCGAGACCCCUAUUACCGGGACAGGGUCUCGCGCACCGUCAGCCUGCCUACCCGGGGCAGCACUUUCCCCAGGCAGUCUCGAGCCACAGAGACGUCCCCGCUGACGAGAAGGAAGUCCUACGACCGAGGGCAGCCCAUUAGGUCCACAGAUGUGGGAUUCACACCCCCAUCAUCCCCUCCCACUCGGCCCCGCAAUGACCGCAAUGUCUUCUCUCGUCUCACCAGUAAUCAGAGCCAGGGGUCAGCGCUGGACAAGUCUGAUGACAGCGACUCCUCUUUGUCGGAGGUCCUGAGGGGCAUCAUUUCCCCGGUUGGAGGAGCCAAGGGUGCACGGACGGCCCCACUGCAGUGUGUCUCCAUGGCCGAAGGCCACACCAAGCCCAUCCUCUGCCUGGAUGCCACGGAUGAGUUGCUAUUCACAGGGUCCAAAGACCGAAGCUGCAAGAUGUGGAACUUGGUUACGGGACAGGAGAUCGCAGCUCUAAAGGGCCACCCCAACAACGUGGUCUCCAUCAAGUACUGCAGCCACUCGGGGCUUGUGUUCUCAGUGUCCACCUCCUACAUCAAGGUGUGGGACAUCCGGGACUCGGCCAAGUGCAUUCGGACUCUCACGUCCUCGGGCCAGGUGAUCUCAGGGGAUGCCUGUGCCGCCGCAUCCACCCGUGCCAUCACCAGUGCUCAGGGCGAGCAUCAGAUCAACCAGAUCGCCCUCAGCCCUUCGGGCACCAUGCUGUAUGCCGCUUCGGGCAACGCUGUCCGCAUCUGGGAGCUUAGCAGGUUCCAGCCUGUCGGCAAGCUGACUGGCCACAUCGGCCCUGUGAUGUGCCUGACGGUCACCCAGACAGCCAGCCAGCACGACCUCGUGGUGACUGGCUCCAAGGACCACUACGUUAAGAUGUUCGAGCUGGGCGAGUGUGUGACGGGCACCAUUGGCCCCACUCACAACUUCGAGCCCCCGCACUACGAUGGCAUCGAGUGUCUUGCCAUCCAGGGAGACAUCCUGUUCAGUGGCUCCCGAGAUAACGGCAUCAAGAAGUGGGACCUAGACCAGCAGGAGCUCAUCCAGCAAAUCCCCAAUGCGCACAAGGACUGGGUGUGCGCCCUGGCCUUCAUCCCGGGCCGCCCCAUGCUGCUCAGCGCCUGCCGUGCGGGCGUCAUCAAGGUCUGGAACGUGGACAACUUCACACCCAUCGGUGAGAUCAAGGGCCACGACAGUCCCAUCAAUGCCAUCUGCACCAAUGCCAAGCACAUCUUCACAGCCUCCAGUGACUGCCGGGUAAAGUUGUGGAAUUACGUCCCUGGACUCACCCCCUGCCUUCCUCGCCGAGUCCUGGCCAUAAAGGGCCGCGCCACCACCAUGCCCUGACCCUCCCCAUGUCUCCCUGUCUCCUCUCUCAUUCUUCCCCUCUUUCCUUUUCCCUCUCUUUCCCCACUUCGAUCUGAGCUGCUUCUUAACGGUAUGAGAUUAUUUUACUCCUUCUUCUUCCUCUCCCUUCCUGUCCUGCCUGGCCCAGAGAGGUGCCCUGCCUGUCCCUCCUGCGCCCACCGUCCUCUUCCAAGCAUGAACAGUGGGACAGGCCCCAGGAGAUGGGUGCCAGGGAGCAGAAGGGGGAGCUUUCAGGCCUGGACAAAACAAAACACCAAAAAAAAAAAAAAAAAAAGAAAACCCAUUACAAAGCUCCCCCGGGGGCCUCUGAGUGCACAGGCCUCUCCAUCUGCCCAGCACCCCACCACCUGCAGUCCACCACCCCGCAAGCCGUGCUUGCCUCCCAGCCCCAACCACAUUUGGGGAGUUUGGGGAAUCCAGUUCAUCCUCUACUUUUGGGGGCAGCCAGCCAAGCCCACUGCAAAAGCUGACCGGCACCCCUCCACUUUGUCCUCCACCCCAGUGACCUGACGGUGAAGUUCUGGAGUGUCCGGCGGUUACCCCACAGCGGCCCACCCUAGGAGUGAGGUCAGAGGGAUGCCCCCGGACCCUCGACCCCAGCAGCCUGGACAGCAUGGAAGGGAAGCUGUGACCCGGCCGAUGGGGCCAGCUGCUCUGGGGACAGAGGGCGUGGCCCCCUCUCCUGCCCUCCUCCCUCUCCCUUUGCCUUCCCACAGGACGCUGUUCCCUCAUCCCUCCCCUGCCUCUCAGGAGCCUCUGGGUGAGAGAGAGGCUGGGGAGGAAAUUAAGCUGUGAAGCCAAAGGGCAUUAUCCCUUCUUGUUCUCCUCCCGGCAGUCCUGGCCACAUUGUCUCCUGCUGAACCAGCUCUGCCCCUUUCUCAGGCCUUUGGCCCAGCGGUGGGGCCCUGUGGGGAGGUGCAGCAGCCUGGCCCCAUCCCACCCUUCUGAGGAGCUGGCCUCCCCCCUUCUCCCAGCCCAGCCUCUAGAGCCACUGCACCUGCCUCUGAGCCCAAAAAGAUAGUCCUCAGGUAGCUAAGGAAACCAGGUGUGGGCGGCUGGGCCUUGCAGCUAACCCUUAACCCUCUGGCCACCCGCAGAUAGCCCCAACUGGCCCCAACAGUUCCCUGGGGUCCCUUUCAGAUGGGGCCAAGGUGGAGCUGCUAGAAAGAUUCCUUUGGGGAGAUGGUCAGAAAUACUUCAGUUAUUUAUUAUUUUGUUAUUUUUAUUUUUUGCUGUUGCCUCCUGGAAACGGACUUGAAGUUUCUUCCCCUAUAUUCUUUCCCUCAGCUCUUGGGGGCCAGAAAUCCCAAAGGGAGUGGGCUGCCCCGGCCCUCCAGGGCCGCCUCCUCUGUUUGCUUUGCGGAGGAGGGAACUGCUCCUUCGACUCUGCAGCUCGGGCCUGUCCCCGACACAGCCCCCAGGGAGCCUUCUAGCUACCCCUGGCCUCUAGGCCGCCUGACGUUCAGUGCCUUCCUCCGUCCUGGGGCCUGGCACCCGUGCCGGGCAGCCUUACACCAGCCAUGCCCGCGGCACCACAUGUGUCUUCUCACUCACGAGUUCUCGCGCCCAGCGCCCCCUGGAAGGCGGGGGCGCUCACCCCACAGCCCAGGCCCGGGGAUUCUGCCCCAGAGUCCUGCGUGGGCCACGUAGGAAGCAGCAUGGGGGCUGUGUCUGCUGGGAGGCGGCUUGGAUGAGGAGGACGGCCUGGCACCCUGGCCCCCGCCCCUCCCCAGCCCUGCAGUCCCCCACUGGGCCGGGGAGUCUCCAGCUUCUCUCUCUCUGGUCAUUCAGGAGACACAUUUUCGGCCUUAAAACUGGCAUGGAGCGCAGGCCCUCCCUUGCAGAAAACUAUCAAGGAAGAGGAAGUUGGCAGAGUUUCUCUGCCCCGGGAAUGGGGACGCCGAGCUCCGGGGAAAUUGUUAAAUCAGUGUUCUGGCGCCCCCUGUUGGGGGAACUCUGGAAUUACAGGAGUGGGCCUUGGGGGGGACUGAGCUCCAUCCCUCUCCCCCGCCCCACCCCCACCCAAAGUUGCCCAUCCUGUUUUUCCGUUGCUUCGCUGGUCUUGUGCUUCCCGGCUUCAGUCUGGGAGCCAGGAGCCAGCCCCACCUCCCUUCAGAGGACGCAGUGACUUUUGGACUUUCCAGAGGUGGUUCUGUGUUUCUGCCCUUGGCUCCCCUCCGUCUUGGGCCGGGGCACUUGGAGCCCUCUCCGUGUGGCGCCCAGUGUUGGGGGGAGGCAGGCCCCAGUGGAGGCUGAGUGAGGCCUGGUCCCUUCCCCGUGCCCUCCUCGGAGCUGCCACAGAGGCUAAGACGGCUGUCCUGCUGGUGCUGGCCCUGCUGGAUGUGGUAUUGAAGUCUGGGGCAGGUGAUAGCAGGAAGGAGACCCCCUUGGAUGCUGGUCUCCUGGGACCUGAACAGUCUGUCUGCAAUGACUGGAAAUCCUUCUUCUUCUGGCCACCCCGGGGGUGCUGGGCAACCCCCUUAGCUCUGAGAUGUGGCCACAAAUCUCUUCCCACUCCUCUCCGUCCCUCCCCACUUGGACAGAAAGUUUUGACCUUGCAACCUGUAAGAAAGAAUCCGUCCGCAUGACUGUUUACAAGCGAUAGAAACACAUAAGACUCUGUCCCCUGAGCUCCCACCCCCGGGCCGGGGAUGCCCCACCUGGGGUGACCGCACUGUAGCUGCAAGGCGUGUUCUUGCACGAAGUGUGAUCUUACGGCCCUGCGAGAGGUGCUCAUCAUCAUUGCCCAUUUUCUGCUGUUUCCGAUGGGUCAGCUACCUCACGGCGGGGCCAGCUCUGCUGUCCUGGCAAGUAUCAUUGACUCUCUAAACUUGAAGUCCUUCAGGAGCCCUGAGCCCAACAUCCCUGAGACACCCCAAGUUGUGCUCCAUGAGAGUUGGAGUCUCUGCCCACUCUUUCAGGGAUGUCCAAGGUCCAUGUUAGGGGGCAGGCCCCCAGCUCCACUCACUGCACAAGCACCCUAAGUGUUGGAAGCACAAAGUGGUUGUGAUUUGAGCACAAUGGCAGGGUCACGCAGGCAGACUCGACAGACCCGGGCCCGGGAGGUUCCUCCCACACUGGCUCUGUCCAAGGUGAGAUUGGGGAUGCCUGUGUCUGGGACAGGGGGCUGCCCUUGCUCAGACCAGGCCUUGGCCCAUGGCUUGUCCUAAUUCUGGGACUCGUCAUCUUACUUCUUGCCCUUCUGUGCCCAUCUUAAGACUGGAGGCUGAGCCUUGUCAGGCCCAGCCACAUCUUUACGCCAUGGGACCAGGAGUAAAGCGCUCUCUAAACCCCGCACCCCAAAUCUCUAAAUGCCUGAGUUCAGGCUGAGUCCUAGCCCUAGUGAGCCUGAAGAGCUUGGACUGAUUCCCUGUCUCCUGGGUCAAGCCCCACUUUGUGCUUUCGAAGCUUAUGAGCGGGUUCCCUGGAUAGAAGGAGUCUUCCAUCCCCACUGCCCUUGGGCCUCUUCAGCAUAGUCCUGUGCCAGGGCCCCGUCCUCACUAUCAGUCAGUUCAGUAUUUGCUUUCAUGUGAGUGACGGACUCCUCUGAAGCAGCUGGAACUCUCAAAGGCAGCGCAUGGAGUUGCCUUGCGAGAUUUCCAAGGAAGGAGGAAAGACUAACAGGCGGAGGCUGGCACACCCAAGCCUUUGAGGUGGUCAGAGUGCCACCUUCAGCCCCUUGGGAAGGGACAGCAGUGGAUCUGGGAGUGGCCUCACCCCGGAUUCAGCCUAGGAAUCUCUUCACCCUCAGCUCUCCAGCCCUGCUGCCUGUCUGGGGGUGUGUGGCCUGGGCAGAGGGUAGUUUAAAGCACAAAACCACAUGGGGAAAACACGAGGUCGCGGGGACUUUCUCAUGUGCCUGAUGUGGUGGAGGGAGACACCAGCAGGCGGCUGCAGUGACGUUAGGGAACAUAACACUUCUUUGCCCUGCUAGCUCUCGGCUCUGGAGGGCAUCCCCCAAUGUGGUCUGGGCUGGGAGCAGGCAUAUGCCCUGGUUGUUGCCUGUGCCUGGUCUAUUCACCAUCGUAUUUGUGUGGGCAGAACCUGCCCUGCAGGAGCAGUGACUUUCUUCCCACUGUGUGUCCCGGACCUGUGGUAUGUGUCCCUUUGCCAUCCCAAACAGGCAACUGCUUGCUGCUCUCCUCACCUGGCAUAGCCUCUUGGUCAGUGGCCAAUGCCCCACAGGCCUUCCUGGGCCUGGCCCUCCUCUCCUGACUCCCAGAUCCUUCCCUGCCCUCUUAUGUGCAAGGACAGAUUUUGCAGGGAAAGUUCUGUUUCUUCUUUGGUAUCUUUGUUCUGUCCCCUGCCCCAUCCCCAGCACUCAUGAUCUUGAAGCCCCCAUCACACCCUAGUUCAGUCCUGUGAACCAUGUCCUGAGGGCCUUGCAGGGAAGUAGGAAAUAGAAACUCCUCCACAAAGAGCCGAGGAUCAGAGAAGACCCCUGAGAUGAAUCAGGGCCCUGCCCUGCCCACCAACUCUUUUCUAGCAAUCAUGCCCUGCCCAGGCUGCAGGCUUCAUUAGGCUCCUGCUGUCCUCUGCGAUGUGACUAGCACAAGGUGUAUAUAUGUUUUGUACCUCUGCCGAUGGCUGUACAUAGUGUAUGAAAGUUAUUUAAGCCUCAUGUUGUACAUUUCUGUUCCUAGAUUGGAUGUGUGUGUUCUAAGAAGUUGUCAUAAAUGAAACCUGAAUGACCAAUGUC
Molecule: messenger RNA, 9965 nt
Organism: Nomascus leucogenys (northern white-cheeked gibbon)
Lineage: Eukaryota; Metazoa; Chordata; Mammalia; Primates; Hylobatidae
Source: RefSeq, a predicted model, not a curated record